Messenger RNA from Medicago truncatula (barrel medic), 1253 nucleotides. Its product is annotated as ribonuclease 2. NCBI's taxonomy places the organism in Eukaryota, Viridiplantae, Streptophyta, Magnoliopsida, Fabales, Fabaceae. Gene Ontology annotation, cellular component: extracellular region. The transcript has 9 exons. The record is from RefSeq and is a predicted model, not a curated record. The coding region runs from base 94 to 918 and encodes 274 amino acids. Gene Ontology annotation, molecular function: ribonuclease T2 activity; RNA binding. Gene Ontology annotation, biological process: RNA catabolic process.
CUCGCUUAAUUCGUAACUACCCAAUCUAAAAACAACCAAGUCCUUCCUAUUUCAUUGCAUUUUCUGAUACCAACCCAAACGCAUCACGCAACAAUGUCUUCUCCUCCUCUUCUAUGCCUAUUCCUCUCUCUCAUCGUCGUCUUCGCCGGAACAGUUUCUCCGGCACGUGCCUCCGAUGAGCUGGAGCGUGGUGGUGGAGGAGGAGGAAAGCAAAGAGAGUUUGAUUAUUUCGCUUUGGCGUUACAAUGGCCUGGUACUUUUUGUCAACGCACGCGCCAUUGCUGUGCCAAUAAUGGUUGUUGCAGAGGCUCCAAUUCUCCCGGAAUAUUCACAAUACAUGGACUCUGGCCUGACUACAAUGAUGGAACUUGGCCAUCCUGUUGCACUAAAUCUCAUUUUGAUCCAAAAGAGAUAUCAACAUUGAAUGAGGCUUUAGAGAAAUAUUGGCCAUCAUUGAGCUGUGGCUCACCAUCAUCAUGCAGUGGUGGAAAGGGUACAUUUUGGGGUCAUGAGUGGGAAAAGCAUGGUACAUGCUCGUCUCCUGUGUUUCAUAAUGAAUAUGAUUAUUUCCUGACAACGCUGAAUGUUUAUUUCAAAUAUAACGUUACAAGCGUUCUAAAUGAUGCUGGAUAUGUUCCGUCAAACACAGAAAAGUAUCCCCUCGGAGGCAUUAUCUCUGCCAUUGAGAAUGCUUUCCAUAUAUCUCCUCAAAUAGUUUGCUCAAAAGGUGCUAUAGAGGAACUUCGUCUAUGCUUCUAUAAGGACUUCAAGCCACGUGAUUGUGCUAUUGGAGCAGACGCUAAAAUUGACAUGGUUACUAAAAAAGCAUCAUGUCCUAAAUAUGUUAGCUUGCCAGAAACUGUAUCAAUUGGUCGUGAUGGACUUCAGAGUUGGGAGUCAAAUGAUGCAGCUCUUUAAGGUUACGGCAGUGUGCUCCUAUUUGUAAAUUUCUGUACCAUGCGAAUAAACAAAGUCAGAGACAUGGAUUUCUUUGGACAUUGUAUUAUUUAUCAAUUUGGAGACAACAAAUUGGAUAAAGUGAAGAACUGGACAUAUACCUGCUAAACUUGGCCGGAAAAAUGAAGAGAUUGCUGAAAGUAUUAUCUUGGAUCUAUCUCAGUGCACUGCUUUAUUUUGGGGGGGUUGGGUUGUAUAUGUUUCUUUAUCAUUAUCAUUGAAAGAAUGUACAAUAAGAUAUAUUGUAUCAUAAUGAGUUGUGGUAAAUGAAAACAUUUUCCUUUAAUAUCAUCAUA